AAUUCAACCGUCGACGGUUUGUGUCGCGAAGUUAUUCCUCAAAAGUAAACAUUAUCGCGUUCGUAAACAAGCAUCUCAUUGAAACCGGAAAGGAUUUUUUCAAUAAUUACCCUCCUAUUGAUCCAACAACCAACAACCCGAUCUGAGCAUAAUGUCCAUCCCUCUGGACGCACGGGAGAUUUUGAGCCAUCUGAACCAGCUCGGCUAUCGGCACAUCACCCCGGAGCAGUUGAAGGAAUUCCAGAAAGAUCUACGAAAAUUAAUCAAAUUCGAUACCCGGAUAAGUGGUGCCACGGUGGACCGAGAAGCCCUGGCGCAAGCCGCCCAGCAAAUGAACACAUUCCAACGGUUGCACACCCUCACAACGGUCAGCUACAAUGCGAAAGUGACCCGAAAGGAACCCUCCGCCAAACAGCAGACCCAAUCUGCAACGGUGAACUCGCGGAAUGAUGGUGGCUCUCGUGGAGUGUUGGAUCACCAUAGAUCGGAGAUGGUGACUCCGGUAGCGGAAGAGCACGAUGGAAAAGAAAACCAACUAUCCGGAGGAGGGAAGCCAAAGAAACUAAAAGCGGAAAAGGAAAAUCCGGCCGCCAAUAAGAUGUGGAUUCGACCAAGGAGUACCAGUGCAAACAGCUUCCGCAAAAAUGACCCUGUCUCGUUAUAUCACGCCUACCAGAAAGAUUGGAACCGAUUCAAGAAUCAACUUCCAGGGGAAAACGAUCAUUCCGAGCUCCGAUGGCAAAUUCGUACCAAGCUGCUUGCCGAGAGAAAGUCUGCGCAUUGAUUGUCUAGUUUGAUAAGCUUACGAAUAUGAUUCCGUUCAAGGUAUUUAGAAGACCUUGAUUCCGUCCUUUACUUGACCAUACAUGGCAUUUUAUGAUUAUGGAACUUUUAUAGACUGAUAAUUGGAAUAACUAGAAUAAAAUGAACGUGUUGCAUCGAU
Messenger RNA from Aedes aegypti (yellow fever mosquito), 943 nucleotides. RefSeq lists its product as uncharacterized. The coding region runs from base 152 to 784 and encodes 210 amino acids. The record is from RefSeq and is a predicted model, not a curated record. Gene Ontology annotation, biological process: cilium assembly. The transcript is spliced from 3 exons. Lineage: Eukaryota; Metazoa; Arthropoda; Insecta; Diptera; Culicidae. Gene Ontology annotation, cellular component: non-motile cilium; centriole.